Molecule: messenger RNA, 9821 nt
Organism: Carassius auratus (goldfish)
Lineage: Eukaryota; Metazoa; Chordata; Actinopteri; Cypriniformes; Cyprinidae
Gene: atxn1b
Product: ataxin 1b
Exons: 4
Coding region: 3445-5913 (822 amino acids)
Biological process (GO): nervous system development; negative regulation of transcription by RNA polymerase II
Cellular component (GO): nucleus
Molecular function (GO): RNA binding; protein binding
Source: RefSeq, a predicted model, not a curated record
GAUAACACUUUCGUAUGUCAGCGUGUGUGUGAUGGAGCGAGUGACUGUAUUUGCAUGUGGGACCCCCUGAGGGUAAUCUGCAACUAUUUAGCAUGCUUAAUGUGGGAGACAUACGGGUUUCAAUGUUUGUGUAUGUGAUUAUAUGUAGUCUGGGCGCCCUGCCAAGUGGAGUGUGUUUUUUGAAUGAAUACCUGAUGAGGCUGCUGAGGCUGACUGGGGGAGGAGGAGCCGUGUUCUCUAGAGCACUGUGUGUGUAUGUGUGAAGAGCAAAAGCGAGAGAGGAAGAGAGAGAGAGAGAGAGAGAGAGAGAGAGCUGGCAGUCUGUUUGCCUUGCAUAACAUACGCUGUAGCUCUCACACGUAGGGCUAGUGAAACAGCACAGACGAGGGGACUUCCUUUACCCUAAGCCCGAGCAAUUGUCGAAGGAAGUGGAGGAGAGUGAAGGUGGUGGGGGCGGGAAUCGGACAUGGAAGAAAACAUAAAUCAGAAGAUUGCGUGUGUGACCUGAUAGCAGAGCUAAACCUGGACAAAGGACAGCUUGCCAGUGGGUAGAGUGAGUUACACUCGUAGUGCAGAAAGAGAGAGAGUUGUUAAAGGCUCCCCUAUAAAUAAAGGUAAGGCAUCACCCUAAGAUGAAAUGUUUGCUUGGUUUUGAAUCAUACAUGCUUAUUGCACAUACCAUAUUAUUCUCGUAAUCCAUGAAGGGAAGCAAAUAUGUGCAUGCAUUUGAGAAAUCAAUUUAAUGUGGUUAAUAAUAAACUAUAGGCUCUGCAGAAAUAGUUUCAAUUCUGUGCAAAUGUUUCAGUGUCACUCUGUAUGUUGUGCUCGUUUGCUUAUGGGGGGUGGUGGUGGUAGGGAGCAGAGAAGCAGGCUUUAGUCAUUGUAAAGGCAGCAACAGCUCUGUUUGGAUUCAUGUCUAGCUUAGGACUCCCUAGACUGCCUCUUAAAGGGGCAGCUGCCCAUUUAAAAGGUUGUUAAGUACAGAGAAGAGCUGCUUACAGGCGCUAAAUGGACAUGAGUAAAAAUCCUUUGAGCAUAUAAGCAUGCUUUGUGAGGAAAGAAGUUAGCAAGAACAUUUAAUUUCAAAGCAGUUAUGUUUGUACAUGUAUGCAUAAUCUCUGCUACUGGUUCAGUCAUCUCUGAGAUGACAUCAUUGUAUAAAAGGUGUCACAGCACCCUGUGAGUAAAACGUUCCGGGGAUUCUGCAUUAAAUUAACACACACUGUGCACAGAAUGAACUUUGUGUUACAUACAGAGAAAAAUUAUGUGACACUGUUUUUGUUUCUGUGGUAGAUAUAUUGUUAAAGGGAAGUCUUUGUUUUUGUGCAAGUUACUCAGACAUGUUACAUGUUGCUUUUAUUGGCGCAUUAAUGUCUUUGUGUGGGACUAUUGGUUUGAAUAUGUUGCGUUGAUGACAUUUUGAACUGCAGCGGGCCUGCAAAGCAUGAGAUCUACUGUUAAAGAAGGAUAUUGCAAAGUUGUUAAUCUUUCUGGCUCUUUGGCUCAGCCACACUGUUAGCGAGUGUGUGCGAACGUGUGUGUGUCUAUUGUGAAAACUAAAUGUCCCUAUAGGGAUAGUGCAUCCUUCAAGUGAAAUCACUUACAUUUUUUUAUUUCAUAAAUUGAACAAUAUGAUCCUAAUGAAGCUAAAAUAAUGGUUUCAGAGGUUUAAAUAUAGGGUUAAGCCCAAUUUAACAACAAUAGUAGUCAACAGGAAAACUCAUUGAGGUUCUUUCAAUAGAAAAUCCAUCUGUUGACAUGGACUACAAUUCUAUGGCAUGAAUUGGCCACAAGCAGAAAGAAACCAGAAAUGAAGCAUCACCUCUGUGUGGCUGUAUUUCCUUGCAGGCUUAGUUUGAUUUAGCUAUUUUGAAUUGUGGGUGCAUUUCAGUAGUGCUCUUUGAAACCCUCUGGAUAUAGAGAGGAAAAUAUUACACCCAGUAAAAGAUAAAUAAGUCAUAUGCACAUACAGACACACAAUUAAUGUGUAAAAAAAGUAGGUAUUCUUGAAACUUUUUCAAUGUAUGUUAUAUUAUACCAUAAGGAACUCAGCAAGCGUAUGCAUGCAAGUACCCUAAAGGCAGAAGAACAUCUUUUAGAAACGGGAAGUGGAUGCAAAUAUUACAUUCAGAAUACAUAAAAUCUCUCUAUAGAGGCUUGGGCUUUAUAUCAACUGUUUCAAUUUCUCAGUAUUUUUUUACAGUCACAUGAAUGACCGUCUGUCUGGUUAAGAGGUUAAUGGUAAACAAUAUUGUCUGCAUGCAUUGUGAAUGUUUGUUUUCCAAUUUCUUUUAGGAUGUAAUGAUGUAUAACAAAAAUGUUUGUUAUGAAUCCCUGUAAAUACAUAAAAUGAUACAGGGGACUGCAGUUAUGUAUAUGUAAUGUUUUUUUAUGUACUUUUGUUAUGCUGUGUGCAUUUAAAGCUGUGUAAGACUGAUCUAUGUGAUCACUACAGUUCUAUUGUUCUUUGAUACAUGAGCACUCUGCACCAAAUCACAUAUGCAUAAGCGCGUAUCAGUCCGAUGGAUAUGCUGAUGUGUACGUGUGUGUAUUGUGCUCUGUGUUCAAUAGACUGAAGCAUUUAAUGGUUGUGUGUGGUGUAAGCUGUAGCAGGGUAAAGUAGGACAGUGAUUGGUGCAGAUCUACUGUGGUGAAGGGAUAUCUCCCUCCCUCUAUUUCCCCCUCCCUCACUCUCUCUUGCUCUCUCUCUCUCUGUUCUCCACUGUUAAUCUCUAACUCAAUAACUAUGCUCGCUUGCAGGCAGAGCUCAAUGUGGGUCAGGAGAGCCAGUGUUCCCUCUUUCUCUUUCUGUCUUCUCUUCCUUCAUCUUUUUCCUGUCUACACACUCUUUAAAAAUUUCAUUAAUUACUCUCUCUCAUGUCGUUCCACACCUGUAAGACCUUAAUUUAUCUUCGGAACAUAAAUUUAGAUAUGAAAUGCGAGAGUUCUCUGACUCUCCAUGGACAGCAAGGGUACUACCAUGGUCAAGCCAAAGAAAUGUAGAAAGGACAUCAGUAAAACAGUCCAUGGUACCUCAGUGGUUCAACCGCUUCAAAAGCUACAAGAAUACUUUUUUUCACUGAAAGAAAACAAAAAUAACAACUUUAUUCAACAAUUUUUUCCUCCGAAUCAUGCCUUCUGCCAUUAUGGAGAGUACCAUGAUGCAUGCAUCUCUGCAAGUAAACAAGGUGCAGCGCAUGUGUCAGCAGCACCACACGCAUGCAUUUUUUUACAUGGAGAGGUAAGGACCAAUAGCCAUCAGUGAGAGAUGAUUCCACAUGAAGCACAUGGAUCCUUUCAUGACAAGAGUCCUGAUAAUGGGCAAGACUAUAGUAAAAGUGGAGCAAAGUAAAAAUGAAAAUCUUGACAACUGAGUUCUACUUUGAACUUUAAAACAUCCUGAUUAAGACAAGUGGGUUAAAAUACGUGACAAGCUCCAAGACCAUGAAGUCUAACCAGGAACGUUGUAAUGAAUGUCUUCCGCCAAAAAAGCGGGAGAUUUUAGCUCUGGAAGAGAAGCAGGUGCUGGUGUCAGCUGCUGUUAGUGACAGCCAGAGUGGAGAGAAUUUGGCUUGGCUAGCCAGUGUUGCUACCAUGGCUAGCAUGGCCCACAUCCCCAACAAUGCAGGCCCAUCACAGAGCAACAGUGCUGAGCCUGACAGCCCCCCACCAUCAAAUAAGGCUCUCACUGUGGUGACGGAAUAUCCUCCAACUACUACAUCUGCUGGCUUUUCAUUCUCUUCCAAUAGCUCCACAUACAAGGGAGUUUUCUCUGGGCCUACCAUGCUAACAGCCAAUCCUGCGGUUCUCUCCACAAGCCUUCCUCAAACCAUAGGCUCCGUCCAAUACACACAACUUCCCCCCAAUCUCCAGCUCAUAGGGCCUUAUACAAGUUAUAUCUCUUCACAGAUUGUGCCAUCCACAACCAGUUUAACACAGCCACGAAGGAUGCCACAAGAAGUUUUGGCCACAACAGCUGUCAUCUCCCAAGCACCUAGCCUUGAUUCACAUAAUCAUCAUGUGAUUUCUUCUAUACCAAAUGUUUCCAGUAGUCAAUGCAUCCAGGUUGAGAGAGCACCUUUGGGUUUGGCAGUGUCCUCCCCUUCUGCCCAACUGCCCAUUCAAAUCCAUCCACAUUCAGCAGUCCUUGCCCCUCAUGCCCUAGCCCUCACCCCCUCUCAAGUGGUUCUACACUACACAGAUGGCUUCAUUGCGAAGCAACUAGACUCACAUCCCAGAGAGAUGCAGAAUGGUACACUAGGAGAGAUUUCAAUGGUCAAGCACAGUACUGCCAAAGGGAUUCCUAGCCAGUCAGAAGGUGACCAAAGCCAUAAGCAAAACCACAACCUGGGCCUCCAGACCCAAGCUCAGGUUCUGCUUCCAGCAGACUACAGCACUCAAGAGAGAACAGGACUGCAGACAUCGCUGAUGUUAGUAUCCAGUAGCCACCUUGCAGCAAACAGCAACUCAGAGCUCCAAAGUAUCUUGGGUAAGGACCAUUCAUCCUUGCACCUUGCUGAGAGAGGAGGGAUCUGCAUAGGCAAACCAAUGUCCAGAGUGUCCGCCCUUACGUCCUCAGACAGCCAAGUUUCACCGGCCCCCACAAUCUCCACGCACACACUCCUGCAGGCUCAUCACAACACUCCCCAUCAAGAGCUCUCCACCAGCCUUUACUCUGCUACGCAGCUCCCAAUUAUUGGCUACAUCACCAGUACUUCUGGUGGACCCCAGCAAGCAGUAACUGGUUAUCAAAGCAACCUGCCACAGCACGUGGUGAUCUCAGGCAACCCCUCCUUGCUCAUUCCGGUGAGUGCCACUAACAUCAAUCCAACUACUGCUGAGCCGGAGGUCACCCGCUGUUCUGUCAUCCCCAGUGUUGCAAAUGCAUCAACAGCUCUGCCUCAGACCUUUAUUAAUACAUCUCCACCUGCUGCUGCAGCUUCAGUCCUACCCAAUGGUAAAGACAUCACAGUCUCUGACAGAGGUCAUGCCUCCUGUGUCAUGCCAAGUCCAACCCAAAUACAGCUGCCUGUUCUUUCAACUGGUGUAGUGGGGUCUCCAGUUCCUCUAACACCUCCAACAUCCACAAGCCCUCACAGCACACCAACAUCACCAUCAGCAGGCCUACCACCAUUCUUCAUGAAGGGCUCUAUUAUCCAGUUGGCAGACGGCGAACUAAAGCGUGUAGAGGAUCUGCGGACAGAGGACUUUGUACAAAGUGCGGAGGUGAGUGGAGAACUGAAGAUUGAUUCCAGCACAGUAGAGCGCAUAGAGUGCAGCCGCACACCCAAUGCUGUUAUCAUACAGUUCUCAGUGGGAGAGAACAAAGCCCAGGUCUGUGUCGAGGUUCUAGUUGAAUACCCUUUCUUUGUGUUUGGUCAAGGUUGGUCGUCCUGCUGCCCUGACCGCACCACCCAGUUGCUAGCACUAUCCUGUGCCAAACUCUCUGUGGGUGAUGUAUGUAUCUCUCUAACCCUUAAAAGCCUAAAAGACAGCAUUCAAAAGAAAGAUAAUUUUUCUAACUCUUUGACAAAACACAAACCAGCCAAAAACAGUGGGCCAAUUGAGGAAAAACCAACCCAAAUGGAGGAUCUUAAGAAAGGACACAGAAUUACAUCAGGAGUGGAAAAUACUGCAGGAACACUGGUUGAGACUUCUAACAGAAGAAAUGUGUUGACCCUCUUGGAGAAUGGGGGAGUAAUUUCUCAGACACAGGUGAACCUCAAAUCCGAGGCAGAAAAGACAUGCACAUUUAGUGACAAGAAAGCAGUUAGCCGCAAGAGGAGAUGGUCUGCUCCAGAGAGGGGAGAAAUGUGGAUGUCGCAAGAGGACCCUCAGAUUUUACCCAAAUUUUCCUUCCUCCCACAUCAGCUGAAGGUCAGCAUUGAGGGCUGUUCCAGCACAGGUUGCUGAGGACAUUCAGAACUCCAUAGAGCAGUGGUGGGGAGUCCGUUUCUAACCAAGAAAUACAUUAAUUAGCCAUACUUAAUUUGAGAAAUCACCUAAUAGUGAUUAACUGUUUUUUUUUUUUUUUUUUUUUUUUUUUUUUUGCUUGGUGUCCAAGAAAAUGCUUUUGCUUCAACAACAGAGACUCAGAAUUCUUUCCCCAUCACUGCCAUGGACUCCAAGAGGGACAAGGAAGAGCAGAUUUACUUUUUGUUGCUUUCCUAUCACAUUCAUAUCCAGGUUACUGUAACUUUAGACCAUUUUACACAAAAAUGUGUUUGAUCAUUAGAGUCGUGUCAUACAUAAUAUUUAUCCUUAGAUAUUCUUUUUAAAUCAGCUUGACAUGACAGUUUUGGGUUGCAAGUUCUGACCACUUUUUUCUCAGCUUGCACAGCAGUGAAACAGUCUACUGUUAUGUGUACUGAAUUAAUUCAUAAUCAGGGCUUUGACUGGAUAAGGACUGUUACAUGGAUUGAUGGCAAAAGGUUAGCAGUAAGACUUGUACAACUAUGAUUACAGGUGACUUCUGUGAGUUGUGUGAAAAUGAUUAUCUUGACAGAAGCAGCCUUCCACUUGUUACUGCCCCUUGCUUACAUAAUGUCAUCUGAGAGUGACAGGCUUUGCUCGAGUGACUACUUUGAAACAAACUUAAGUCAAGUAAAGCAUCAAGAUACAACACUGAAUGUUAAAUGAUUUAUCCUCAUAUGUUAAUUCAGUUGCUGGUAGUCUUCUAGAUAUGCAAUACUGAGCUUUCACAUACCUCAUGUGUGCAUUUAACAAUUAACCCAAUUAGAUGGCCUGAUCAGAUCUGUGAUUUAAGAUCUGAGUGAGAAAAUAUUGGAGAAAUCUUCUCAUUGUCAAAGUGGCUGUGUAGAGAAGUCUCCGUUCAAGUCAGAAUUAGCACUUUAAAGAAAGGUUAGGGGAAGUUGAAUGAAUGGAUGGAAACAUUCCCACCUUUGUUUUGUUUCUACAGCAACAGACCAUUUUGAGUGCUGUUAGUCAUUUUGUGCAUUACUACCCAUUUUUAUGUGCAAAGAACUUCUCAUUUAGUGCUUUCCAAUAAUGAUGUAUUCCUUUACUCUAUUUUAAGUAUUGUGGGUCUUAAUCAGUCCAGCGGAAAUAAUGAAUUCUUUGUUAAAGACACAACAUAACUGCCAUACAAAUAAAUCUACGCAGCAUACUCAAUGUUUGAAACAAGCCAUGUUUUACAGGUUUAUCAUAAACAGAAUUGGCCUUUUUAUAUUGACUUGUUUAUAUAAUAAAUUUAGCAUCUGAUAAAGUUAACAAAAUCACAUAGAUAUGAUAUAUAUAUAAUGAAUCAGUGGGUCAAAGGAGGACGCUCUGCUGUGUUCAAUCUGCUCGGUCACUGAAAAUCGAAAUUUCCAGUGUAGGCAAAAAUUAACUGUGAACAUAGACAUAAUACAUCCUGAAAGGACUAUGCUUCAGUCUGUCACAGCCUAAAUUUAGUUUGCAUCAAAAUAAUUUAUAGAUACUACUCAGAAUAAGGUGUGUCAUCCACUGGGGUCUCUUUUAUAAUUCUGAUUCUCCUUACUUAGCAGUAUGCUGCUAAUGACCUAAACAUGUAAUGGUCAGUUUUGUAACUUCUCUGCAGAGAGAGAGAGAGAAAAUAAGAAGAAUACAGUAUGAAUGUUGAGACACUUUCUUUAGAUUUUAAUAUCCACAUUAUCUAUUUUCUCUGUCUUUAUCUUUACUGUGCUUGUCAUGUUAAAGGAAUUAAUGUAUCAGACUGCAAUGAAAAAUAACAGAAAAGGUAAUAAUCCAUAAACUUCUUUUUUUAAAUGACAAUUGUAAUUGCUCUAUUCCAUAAACAAAAGCCUUAUGGGAUUGUCUUCAGAUGUAUUUUAUGUGAAACAGUCACAAAAUAAUUAUUAUCUAAUUCAACUGACUGUUUUAUACAUAUUAGUGGCUGUUAUAAAUUCAGAAGAAGAAAAAAUCUUUGAAUACAUGUAAAAAUUUUGCUAUUUGCACAAGUAGACAUUUUAAAGAGUAAAGCCAAUUGUAUGUAUUGAAUCUUCUAGUUAACACUUCAUAUUGCCAGCUCUGUAGGUCACCUAAAAACUAUCCAUUUUGAUAUGUGUACUCAAGAGUGUGAGUUUUUCACUAAAGUCAGUUUGAUGAUGGACUUGAAAAAGGUAUUGUUGUGUCUAGGGUUAUAUUCAGAUGGAAUCACAAUAGACCUCAUAUUGUAGAAGUAAUGCUUGAUUGCACAUUGAGUCCAAUUUGGAUUUGGAUUUUAUGCACUUUUGAAGAGAGAGGACAAUGAAAGAGAAAUGAAAGGGAUUGUUGAUUAGUAGCCACAAAGCUACAAUAUGUUCAAUACAGUCCAUUGUGCUGGUGAUAUUGGUAAGGCAGUAGAAAAAUGUGCUAUGACAAUAGACUAGAAACCAUUAGAAAAGUGUCAAUGUUUCUGGAUUGUUGUUUGUUUCAAAUGUAUCAUUGUUCUCUCUCUUUUCUCUCUCUCUUUUCUCCUUUGUAGCUUUGUACAUGUAAACCUCAGUGUUUUUGUGCACUGUGUGGAUAACUUCACUGAAGACAGUCAGGUUUCAACACUGUUGGCAACAAACGUUCUUUUAUCCAGUGUGUAUGAUUCUGUUUCAACCUAACAAAAGCAAUUUUUUAUCAUCUGCAUCAAAAAAAAAGAUUUUGUUGUUUAUUUGUUUAAAAAAAAAAGGCUGUCAACCACUUGAAAUCAUAAAAGCAUUAUAGCGAUUUAUAGUCAAACUGCAUUCUCAGGUUGAGAAACUGGGCCGACUGUUUCUGUACCUGUGUUACUUUUUGCAAAAAUGCUCAGUUACAAAAAAAAUUAGCCGGUGAUCAUUUUAGCUUCAGUGCUAUGACUCAUGGGAAGUCACUGGCUGACUAUUGCGCCCUCUACAGCCCAUCUUUGUACAUGCACCCAAUGUACAAAGAAGGCUAACUUUUAACUAGCAUGAUGAAAUAUUGUGAAUGUAGCUCUUGUGCUUGCUAUUGAAAAGGCAUAUGGUAAAAUCAAUAAAAUUAAUAUGGUACAAUACAACUUUCUGUUGUAUGUACAAAUUUUCAGACUUGAACAUUUUCAGAAUUGCCUCAAUGGUCCAUAGCCAGGAUUAGUUCUAGCAAUACCACAUUUAGGGUUGGAAGACCAAACUUGAUGUCUAGAAAUUGGCCUAUAGCAUACACAUUGAUCUCAUUGUUUUUUAUUUCAAGGAAGAUCUAGAUCUUUUACCUCCCGUUAAACCUGUCACUCCAGAGUGACAUUUCUUCAGAAAAGAAGAAAAAAAGCACAUAAAUGAUUUCUCAUUUUCUUAUAUAUUCGAUGUAAAUGACUAUAUUUGUGUGAUUCGUUGUACAUGUGAUAUUUUUCUCAUUCUUUGACAAGCUCCUUUUCUACAAACUGACAAAAAGCAAUUAAGACAGAAGUCAACCUCAACUUUUCUAACUGUGGCGUGUUUAUGUGAACAGAGCAUCCAAGACUGUUCAGUGAAGUCAGUGAUCAUUUCUUUGGUGGUGCUUGCAAGUUUUUGUAGCUGUUUUGAUUUUUGUGAAAUGGAAAGGAACAUCGGACUUGACUUUUAGCUAAAAUGUCUAGUUCAAUGACUUCCUGUAUAAUACAAAUCUAUUGUAUCUGUAUAAUCACUCUAAUAAAAUACUGUGCCAAUUGUAGUUGUUUUUUUCCUUCGAACUGUGAUAUUUUUUUUGCUGUGAUGCCAUAGGUGAACCGUUUUUGUUUUCCCAAAUAAUAUUUUAAUGAAGUGAAUCACUUUUAUUAGUUUAAAGAGCAUUAGUGUAAACAACCUUUUGUGCAUUGAAAAAAGUUUUCAUGGAUGCUAAAGGUUCUUCAUGGAAACACUGAUGCUAAUAAAGAACAUUUAUUU